Seminavis robusta is the source of this 3084-nucleotide messenger RNA. The record is from the annotation of a GenBank genome assembly. Lineage: Eukaryota; Bacillariophyta; Bacillariophyceae; Naviculales; Naviculaceae.
AUGAUGAUGGAGAGUUCUAAUAAUGAUACCCCACCAGAGCUGGAGACAUGUGCUACUACAGAAUCCGUCGAGUUGGUUCCCACGCCUCCCGCUGAUCAUCCACAGCAGAGGAUAAUGUCACAUCCGACCGAAGACUCGACAGUGACGUCCAAGCCCCGUUCGACCAAGGCCAGUGUGGAUGGCGAUGACUAUUGCAGCAGCGAAGUCAGCAGCAGCAACAGUCACAAUGGUAGCUGUGGCUACCAUCAGGCUCCAACCACGUCCGAUGGCAUUCUCCAAAUGAUCGACCACACUCCUUCGACGCAUACUCAACACCGCAAAACCGAAGGUGUCUUUCCCAUUUGGACCCGCAUGACGGAUUCCAUGCAUCACUACAUUACGCGCUUUGUCGUGACACUCGCUGUCACGGCAGCCUCCCGUCCUCGCACAGUCAUUUCUGCCGUGAUUUUGAUGAGUUUGGCGUUGGUCGGGACCGGUCUCUUUACCAAUUUUCACAUUAAUGUCGAAGAAACCGAAAUUUACGCUCCGUUCAACAGCAUUCCGCAGUAUCACAUGGAAUGGCGCGAUGAUGUCGACAAGAGCGGCUUUUUGCCAUCCACCCGUGUGACGACCAUUGCCAUUCACGCCAAUGGGGCCAACAUCUUGGGCAAAGAACCCAUGGAACGCGUGUUUACGGCCUUGGAUACCGUGCGGAAUAUUAGUGGCUACAAGGAUAUUUGUGCCGAUGGCGAUUACUACGACACGCUCCACGAUGAAUUCACUUGUCGGAUCAUUGGAGCCACGCGGUUUUGGUAUCACGAUACGCAACUCUUUUAUGAACAAGCCAAGACGGAAGACGAUGUCAUUCAAACACUCUCCCAGACCGAAUAUCCUCCCGGUAUUCCGGCCGAUCACGAAUACGUCUUGGGGACACUGCAACGACAAGAGAAUAACGGACACGGCAAUGGCACUAUUACGUAUGUACCCGCCUACUUUGUGUACAUUCUCCUCAGUAUCAAAGAAGACAAAACGGAACUCUUUGAACUGGAUGUCGUGGAACAACUUUCCAAAUUGCAAUCGGCAUGGGAUAAGGAAGAAGGAAAUAUUCUCCAACUGGAGUUCUUUGCCGAACGAUCCUUUUCCGAUGAAUUUACACGGGCCAUUGAAGAAGACAUGUUCUUGGUGCCCGUUGGAUUCAUCAUGAUGGCAGGGUUUACCUGUGUGGUCUUUUUCCAAUCGGAUCGAGUGCAGUCUCGUAGUGGACUGGGUGUCGGAUCGGUUACCACCAUUGCCAUGAGUCUCAUGUCUGGCUUUGGAAUUCUCUUCAUUUGUGGAGUUCCUUACACAAGCAUGACCACGAUUUUGCCCUUCAUUGUGUUUGGGGUCGGACUGGAUGAUACCUUUAUCAUCAUGGGCUCCUAUCUCCGAACAGACAACACUCUGGACACGGUGGAACGAGUCCGCCUAACUAUGGAAGAUGUCGGAACCAGUAUUACCACGACAACCGUGACGACAAUGACUGCCUUCAUCCUUGGGCUCACGUCCAGUGUCCCCGCAAUCUACUGGUUAUGUCUGUGUGCAUUCCCGACAAUCUUCAUCGAUUUCAUCUAUCAGAUCACCUUCUUCGUCGCCAUUGUGGUACUCGAUGAAGAACGAAUCAAACAAAACAGAGAAGAUAUUUGCUGUUGUGCGAAACGACCCGACGUUCAACUAGACGGAACCAGCACUGAUGAAAUCAACAACCAAGCAGCCAGCGUAGGAGUGGUCGUGCAGGAACGUCACAUUGCCGACAGAAUAAUGGCUUCCUACGCCAAAUUCCUCAUGCGACCAGUAGUCAAAGGAAUUGUGAUUGUGAUGUUUGCCUACUUUUUCGCGCUUUGUGUCUACCGGACGACCAUGUUGACCCAAGAAUUCGACGUCACAGACCUCUUCCCGAUAGGGUCGUACGCGACAGAUGUGUUGGACGCAAUUCAAACGUACCAAGAGAGAAGUUUGCAGGUGGAGAUUUACUUUAGGGACGUCAACCAGAGUGAUCCAGUCAUUCAAUCGCAAAUGCUGGAGUUUGUGGAUCAAAUCGCGGAACUGCCUCCGUUUGGUGAGGGUCCUCCAGUCUGUUGGGUGCGCGACUUUCAGACCAUGCGUGACUCCGAGUACUUUAGCGUUGUCGCGGACUUGACAUUUGAGGAGCAAGUGGCCUUUGCUCUUGAAAUCCCAGAAAUCAAAGAAGCAUACGGCAUGGACAUUGUCCAUGAGAAUGGAAACAUUUCGGCAUCGAGAUGCAUCAUUGUGAUGAGGAAUUCAUUCCUCGAUGCCGUCGAUGAUCAGAUUAGUGUGUUGAACGAUCAACGUGCUGUAACGGACGCUUUCCCAAUCAACCAGGGACGUCCGGUCGGAUCAGAGGCGUUUUUCACCUUCAAUCAGAUCUAUCUUAUGUGGGAGUUCUACAAUAUUGCUGUCGCAGAGCUUAUCACAACAACAGUCACCUCCAUUGUCGCAGUGAGCAUUGUUGCAUUGGUUUUCAUUCCACACUGGUCCGCACUCUUCUUCAUUGUCCCCAUGGUGGCGAUUGUCUACAUUGACUUACUUGGAACGAUGCAAGUCGCUGGGCUGCACAUCAAUGCUGUGACCUAUGUCUGCCUUGUUAUUUCUAUUGGUUUGAUUGUUGAUUUCCUCCUUCACAUUAAUCUGAGGUAUUAUGAGUCAACAUUCAAAACCAGAGACGGCAAAGUCAAAGACACACUGGAGACAAUGGGAUCCUCCAUCCUGUUGGGUGGACUCUCGACAUUCCUUGGUGUGAUUCCUCUCGCCUUCUCUUCCAGCACAAUCCUGAGAACCGUGUUCACUUCUCUGGUUUCCAUGGUUGUUCUUGGCGUUGCGCAUGGUCUGGUGUUGUUGCCCGUGGUACUCUCGGUAAUUGGUCCCUACGAUGACGUCAGGGAAGACAGUUCGAGGCGCAGCUUCAAAAAGUCUGUAUCAACGAGCUUUGGUGGCAGCAUCAAGCAAGAGGCUGGCUAUACUUUUGAAGUUGAUAGCUCUGACGGCGGAAGUCCAGUCAAGGAGUUAAAGGAAUCUUCCUCUGAGACAAGUUCUUCUCAGUUGGCCUGA